Apus apus (common swift) is the source of this 8004-nucleotide messenger RNA. RefSeq names its product RAB11 family interacting protein 5 (gene RAB11FIP5). Gene Ontology annotation, biological process: regulated exocytosis. Gene Ontology annotation, molecular function: small GTPase binding. The transcript has 7 exons. Gene Ontology annotation, cellular component: secretory granule; phagocytic vesicle; early endosome. Bases 105 to 4007 code for a protein of 1300 amino acids. The record is from RefSeq and is a predicted model, not a curated record. Lineage: Eukaryota; Metazoa; Chordata; Aves; Apodiformes; Apodidae.
CAGGCCCGGCCCGGUUCGGCCCGGCCCGGUUCGGCUCGGCUCGGCUCUGCUCGGCCCGGUUCGGCCCGGUUCGGCCCGGCCCGCCUUCUCCCCAGCGUCCCGCCAUGGCGCUGCUGCGGGCGGCCGCCCUCCCCGCGGAGGGGUCUCCGGCCUGGCUGCCCACCCACGUCCAGGUGACGGUGGUGCGGGCCCGGGGCUUGCGGUGCAAGGGCGGCGGCAAGCCGGGCACCAGCGACGCCUACACCGUCAUCCAGCUGGGCCGCGAGAAGUACAGCACCUCGGUGGCCGAGAAGAGCGGCGGCGAUCCCGAGUGGCGGGAGGAGUGCGCCUUCGAGCUGCCCCCCGAGCUCGGCAACCCGCCCGGCAACCCGGCCCGGCCCGGCCUGCUGCUCACCGUCAUGCACCGGGCCCUGGUGGGCAUGGACCGCUUCCUGGGACAGGCCCUGGUGCCCCUGGAGCCCGCCCUGCAGCAGGGCCGGGCGCCCGACGAGCGGUGGCACAAGCUACACUCCAAGGCUGGGAAGAAGGAGAAGGAGCGUGGUGAGAUCCUGGUGAGCAUCCAGUUUACACGCAACAACCUCACGGCCAGCAUGUUCGACCUGUCCAUGAAGGACAAGCCGCGGUCGCCCUUCGGCAAGCUGAAGGACAAGGUGAAAGGCAAGAAGAAGUAUGACUUGGAGUCAGCCUCUGCCAUCAUCCCCAGCACCAUGGGCGGCCUGGACACGGAGGAGGACUACGAGACGGGGGGCAAGAAGUCCAAAGUCAAGGGCUUCUUCUUGAAGAACAAGCUGCGCAAGUCGUCCCUGACGCAAUCCAACACCUCCCUGGGGUCUGACAGCACCAUCUCUUCUGCCAGCCUGGGCUGGGCUGCCAAUGUUUCUGAGGUGCCCCAGUCCCCCAGCAGACACAGCAGCCUGGCCACCGAGCACUCUGAGAAGGACUCCCUGCCGUCUCCGAAGCUGACCCACAAGAGGGCCUUCAGUGACGACGUCUCCCAGGUCAGCCCGGUCCUGGAACCCAAAGCAAUCCAAAGCCUGAAGCCAAAGAAUGAUCCCGUGUCCAGAUCUUCCCUCUGCAUCAACGGGAGCCACGUUUACAGCCACGAGCCUGCACCAAAGAGCCCCGUGUCUGUCCCGCAGAGCUCGGCCGGGCCCAGGAGGCAGGAGGAGGCCUUUGGCUUCACCCCCCUCCAUCCCGACCCCCACCAGGUGCCCUGGGGGGCCAGCAGCUUCGAGAGGACACAGCAGAGAGACGAGCCCAGGUUCAUCCCCUCUCCUCCCAGCUUGGCCUUGCAGGAGGAGCUCAAGGUGUCGACGAAAGCCGUCACCCUCAGUAACCACCUGGGCAGGGCCAAGAUGGAAGAGAACAGCCGCCUGGAGAACAGGCCGACUCAAGCUGCAGCACCCAUGGUCUUCUCCUCGGGUGUGACGAAGGAGAAGCAGCCCGAGGAGACGAGGAAGGAAGACAAGAAGGCAAAGAGUGGCCUCUUCCACCACGGGGGCGGCAAGGGCGAGGCGGGGAGCAAAGGGCAGGGGGAGAAGGUGGGACCCUCCCACGGCUCCUCCGUCCACGCCGGGGGAGAUGAGAGGAGCAAAACCGGCGGCUGGUUCGGUUUGAAGGAGCCCAAAGAGUCCCCUCAGAAGCCCAGUUUCCUGCCUGGGCCACACGCUUCAACAGAGGUCGCUGGGAACUUUAAUUCCUCUGAGGAUUGCAGUCCCUCUGCCUCCCUAAGACAUAAAGACCCGGAGAGGGAGCCUCCAGCCAAAAGCGUUUGUGUCCCUGUGCCAGAAACUACUCCCCCAUCACCAGGAGACCUUCCUCCUCCAGAUGAGAAACCCGCUGUCCCUCCUCCCCUCUCGGAGUGGGACGACACCUUCGAUGCCUUUGCCACCAGCAGGCUCAAACCAGAGCUGAAGAAGGACACCUUCUUUGCUUCAGUGGCAGCAGAGGGCAUGGCUUUUAUCGACGAUCCCGAUGCUGCCAGCCCGACGGAAAGGUCAGCCGAGCCUGCCCACCAGGAGGGGACAAAAGUCUUUGCGAAGGCUGAUGCACCCAUGGGCAGCGAGAUGCCUGCAGCGCUCAGGUCUUGGACGAAUUUCUCUGGCCUGGAUGUGGGGGCAAACUUGGUGAGCACAACGCAGGAGGCGACUGUGAUAGAGGAUGUGCUGAGCCCCGUGUCUGCAGGGCCGGUGGGAAGGAGGAGGAAGAGCAGCACCCCGACGGGCUGGACAGCUGCGCUUGCCUCGGGAAAUCCAGGGGACAAAGAGGCUUCCACAGCACUGAGGGCUGAAAAUAGCUCUAGGGAGGAAGGGGACGGUAAUGAGGAGGAACCUUCUAGUGCAGGGACAAACGGAUGGAUGACCAUUGCCACCGAAACAGCUCCUGACCUGUCAGAGAGCACCCAGAGUGCGGCUGGGCAGGAGCAGCUGGGUCAGGAGAGCACCCUGAGCCCGCAGCCAGCCCUGCUGGGCGACGGUGCCUUCCAAGCCCCGAGCAGAUCCAGCGCUUGCGUGUUGCCCAGGAGCUCCUUCACCCCCGAGCCCGUCUCCGAAAUCCUGCCAGGCGGCAGCAACGUGGUGGCCGUGCCCCCACGGGUGCUCACAGAUGUGGCAGCACCACGGUUCCCCAUGGCCCCCGGGCCAGGGAUGGAGCCCCAGGGUGCUGGUGCUGAGGAGGAAACCUUCGACAUCCGGACUUCAGUCUACAGGCUCCAGGCCAGCAUGCGGCUCGGGGCCAUCAGCUCCGACGUCGGGGAGAGCCACGGAGGCCUCUCUCCAUGGACAGCUUCCCGAGGGAGGGAAGAGAUGGCCUCUGGCUUGGCCGUGCCGCCCCCCAAGCCUCCCAGGUGGUUUGCAGCAGCAGGUGGCAGAGGGGACAGUGAGGAGGAGGGUGCUGGCAACCCGCAGCCAGGGCGGAGAGGCAGUCAGGAGCCGUGGGAAGACCUGGAGGGCACGAAGGCAGGUGUGGAGCUGCCGAGGAGCUGGCUGAGCAGCGAGCCCUCUGUCCCUGCAUCUCCCACCCCGCCCGCUCUGCCGGUGGAUGAGGCUGAAGCUGGGAGCAAGUUCCCAGUGUCCGAGGAUGCUGAAUCCACACGCUCAGCAGCUAAUCUGGAGGCGCCAGCCAGUGGGCUGGCCAAAGGGGACACCUCUCUGGGGGAAGAGUGGUCAGAGAUGAACGAAGCAGACGUGGCUGAGCGGUUUGAGACUUGCCUGUCAAAGUUCUCCGUAGAUGGGUUAGGCCAGCUGGGUGCUAAGGAGGGCAGGAGCCAGCCAGGGUCAUCCCCUCUGGUGGGGGCUGCAGACGUGGCCUCCGAGCAGGAGCUGCUCCCUGAGGAGCUGAGCACGUCAGAACUAAAUCCACCUUCCAAGCCAGAUCUGAGCCAGCUGGAAACCUUCUGGACAGCUCUGGAAGAGCAGGAGGCAGCCGGUCACCCUGAGGAUCUCAGCCCAGCAGCACUACCCCAAAGCGGGGUCCCUGCCGCCGCCAGCCGCGCAGCCGCCCAGCCCUGCCCUUUGCCGCAGUCCGGUGACACACAAGCUUCAGCGCUCGUGGUUUUGCCCAGGGAGACACAGCCAGCUGAGAAGCCCUUUUGCCAGCAGACGACCAGUCCUCACGCGGUGAAGCCCAUCAGCGCUGCCGUGCAAGAGGUCUCUGGUGAGAAGAAGCAGCAGCACAGGUCCAGCCUGUCCACAGCUCUGAGCAAUGGCCUGGAGAAGCUGAAGACAGUCACCACGAGCAGUGUCCAGCCCGUGGCCCCCUCCUCUCACCUGGAGAAAACGGAGUCCAAGAAGUCAAAGGAUUCCACCAUACUGGACCAGUCAGCCAAGUAUUAUCACUUGACCCACGAUGAACUCAUCCAGCUCCUGCUGCAGAGAGAGAAGGAGCUGAGCAAGAAGGAGGAGCACAUCCGUGAACUGGAGAACUACAUUGACCAGCUGCUGGUGCGCAUCAUGGAACAGUCUCCCACUCUCCUCCAGAUCCCACUGGGGGAAAGCAAGGCCAAGUAACCUCUCCCCAGAGACCAGCAUCACCUGCCUAGAGCACUUCUGCAAUAAACACGCUGCAAACAUCCCUGCACUCCCUCCUCCUCUUUCAAGAGGGCUCCAGUGGCUUCUGUUCGCAGAGUUUAGCAGGAAAGGUUCUCUGCUCCUUCCCAGCCCAAGCUUAUCCCAGCUCUGGCUCCAGGGAACUAUAGGGUGGUGGACUGUCCUCCACCCUAUGGGGAGGAGCAGAGCCCACCACAUGAGGCAGAUGCCUCCUUAGGUUCUUGUCGUUGUGACCAAGUGGCCUCUACUCAGGCACUCAUCUUGCCAGUGCUUUAAGUGCUUCAUGGACAUUUGAGAGCUGGAAGCUGACCACCUCACCCGUGGCUUCAUCCUGCUACUGCUGCUCUUCUACCCACACUCUUCCACAUCUCUUUUCCCUGCAGUGGUGUAGCCUGGCUGAUGGGUGGUGUUAACACUGGUUGAGGACACUGAAGAUGGUUCAACUCAGCAAGGGUCUGCCAGCAUGGUGCUGUCCCCUGGGUCUGCUCGGCAGGGCAGCAGGGGAAGGGGCUGCUGUUGGAAGAGGCUGUCCCCCCAAAUGAAGGGUCUCUGAAGAGCUUGCUCCAAGUUGUGCUGACCCUAUGGGAGAUGCUACACAAAGGGACAGUGCUGGAGUUGGAAGCCACGAAGGACUGGAGCCAGUGUGGCUCCACGUGGUGUCUGCUCUUUGGAUGUGCACGCAGAGCUGAGUUCCCCAGCUCAAAACUGAUGUCACCACAUGGGGGAAGGGCCAGUGUUGGUCUGUGCACCAUCAGCACUGCAGGACAUCUUCUCACACCCCCCCACCCCCCACCACCAUGCCCUGGGGGGGGAAUUCCUCUAUGUAUCAACCACAGCUGAAUUUUAUAAUCAGUGUCACACUCCCCCUCUCCUGCACCCACGGGAGUUGCUCUCCCCUGGCAGCCCCCACCUUGUGUUGUCUUUCUCCAGGCAACAGCAAAAUGCCAGGGGGAACUGAAGCUCAUGGACAGGGAAGGAUGCCUGGCUGCCUGGCCACCUCUAUGCAUGACAUCCCUCUGGGCCAGGCACCCGUCCAGCCUCUGCCCAAGCUGAGCAGUUCCCAGAUCCUUGCAGACCCCUUCAUGCCAGUAUUAGCACCAGGCACAGCUCGAGUUGGGCUGUGUCCACUCGCCGGCCUUGGGUCUCUGGUGGCCUGGGCCAACCUUAGGUGGUGUAGACCAGCUCUCUCAGGAGUUGGAUGCUUCUUGCUGCUAAGCAUUGUGUGACCAUCCAAAGGCCUCCCGUGGACCUGGUUGAACAGCCGUAGAUGAUGUUAUCCUGUGGCUGGUGAGAGAUGCUCCUGGGCCCACCAGAGCACGGCGCAGGUUUUGCUGUGGGAAGGGAGUUGGGGGGAUGUUUCUCCUUCCCUCAUUCUGUAGGAUUUUGGCUAGAGAAGGUGCCUGUGCAGGCAGAGGGGGGCAGUUGGUGUGGGACUUGCUGUCUCGACACGUGUCUUCUCUCUCAUGUACAUCUCCCAAAGUUGCUGGAUUCUUUUAAAACCUUCGUGUCCUUUUCUCCUUAGCUCUUCAAUGUAUGCCAUGACUGAAAACCUGUGCCUUUUGCAAUAGAGCAACAGCAGUUUCCUACCAAAAAAGGCUCCCAAAUCCAAUUCUCAGUUCAGUGCAACCCAUCUUGAGUAGCAUUCCCCUCUGUUUGCCUGGUUGUCUGAACUAGGGGAGUUCCUUUUUCAAGGCAGAGCCUUCCCAUCCCUGAGUUCAGGUUGCUUUUGGUCUUGGGCAGGAGGUCUGCACGGGAGCUUGAGGUGUGGAGAGAUGACACUGGGGGAAGUGCAGGCUGAACCUUCCAAGACAAAAUACAGCUGGAUACAUACAGUUUUGGGUCACACUCCCAAGUCUGAGGAGGGAGAAGCAAGCAGGCUGUAGAGGUGAGAGCUGAAAAGGAGACUUGGUCUUGCUGGCAUUGACAGUGCUUGGCAGUGUCUAGCCUGUAGAACAUGAUAUGAGGAGGGAGAUUUGUUACCUGGUCACCAGCCUUUCCUUCUUACCUGCCUUUGCCCCUUGUAGGAAGGAAUCUGGGGUUUCACACUCCUCCACACACAUCUUUGUGCUCCUCCUCCCUCUGUGUGUCUCAGGGACUUGGUGGUGUAAGACCUGAUGGUCUGAGGGAAGGUGUUUCUCCUUCCAGAAAGUACCAGAAACCUCCCUUUGCCAAUAUAAUCAAAAGAUCCCAUGGCCUGAGAGUUGGCCUCCUUUUCUGGGCACGUAUCUCUGGUGGAGAAGCUCUCCUGCAAGUGGGCUGGGAGGAGCUGUGGGCAGCAAGAAAGCAGCCCAGCAUCAGGAGAGCAGCGUGGGGUGGGAAGGAGGGCUGGGAGAAGGGGCAGGAGUACUGAUCUGUGAAGGCUCCUGUCGGGCUGGCACUGGUGAGAGGGAGGUGUGGGGCUGGAAUCUCACACUGGCUCUUUGCUCCCUGAAAAAUAAUCUGCUUCCUGGGGCUUCUGCUGUAGGGGCUCCCCACACACAAGUGCCAGUGUUGGUAAGGAUCUUGCUGCACCUCCCCCCUGCCUUCUCCCCCUCCUCUUCCAUCGUGUUUCACCGCCUCCCUAAUCCCCUCUCUGCCUUAGUCAGCUCUGCCUUUUUUUUUCUUUUCUCUCCAAAGCUUGAAUGUUUUGCACUUUAUCAACCCAAGUGACUCUCGGAGCUCCAGCAGGUCCUAGGGGAUGUGUGGCCUUCUCAGCAAUACCUGCCCCCUCCCGUGUUCUGCCUCGGUGGCAGUGGAGCAGCACGAGCCCCACCACUCCUUUCCACCCAGGAGGCAGGAGCAAACAGGGCUGAAAACAUCCCUGCCUUGGCUUUGCCACAGCAGAACAUCUUCAAAGGUGGGAGCACAGCAUGGAGGCCUUGGCACCACACACCAGGGAGGGGAAAAAAACCAAGUGGUGAGGACAGCCAAGGCUGCCUUGAUGUUUCACAUCUGUCUGGAAGCCCAGAGGUAGCAACAAACAACUUCUGCUUAGGAAAAGGCAUCUUAAAGGUGCUUCUGUCUUUGUUCUCUGUUUUUCCACCCUGCUGUCCUGCAGAUGUGUUUCUUUCCCCCACCAGUGUCUUUAUUCUCUGCAUAACCAGCUUGGCCCUGCCACACAGCAGCACAGAAGUAGACUUUCUUGGUUAAAACAUCUUAAGUUAGGAGAGGGAACUGGUUCUGAGGACCCAGAUGUUUUCUCAUAGCAGGGGGAUGAGGAAAAGAAUCGGGGGGGGGGAAAACGUUCUCAAGUUGCUCAUGUCCCAGGUUUCCAUAUUUAGUGAUUUCUUGGCAGACCCAGGGAGGUGAGCAGCUCUUCAGGUCAGAAUGCAGAGCAAGGGCCUCAGGUCUCUUGCUCUUUGCUCAGCUGGGCAGACAAGGGUUUUCAUGGGCCAGCAGCAGCUUUGCACUUGGAUCCCUUUUAAACCCAGCCACAAGAAUUGUCUCGUGUUUUUCCUUUGCCUCCUGGUCUGUCUUUCUGGGCUCAGGCUGUUUCACGAGCUCUUCCACAGGGCACUGUUGCUCACAGCCAUUGCUCUGCUUUUCUUGUCAGCCCACAGCUGGGCUUCUUGCUUUUAAAGAACUCUGGCCAAGUGAUUUAUUUUCGCCUUGACUGGCUCUUCUGGCUCUUGAGGGUCCUGAGCCAGAAGAACCUCCCAUGGUGUAUCCUUAAACUGGAACAAACCUGAAGGGACGUGGGUACUGAAGUCUCACCUUAGACUCAGCCUUUAUGCCUUGUCUGGGGAGAAGCCGCCGUGUGUCUUGUGGAAGAGACAUGGGGUGGAAAAACAUCCCAAAACCAGGAGAGAUUGAGUGUUGGGGUUUUAGGAGUUGUUGAUUUCCCUGUACGCAGGAAGCAGGUUCUGUGUGUUUCAUGUUUUAAUAGUUGCAACUGAUGUUUAUAAAGAGCUUGUUAUUUACGUUUUAAGCACUUUAAAAAAAAAAUAAAAUAAUAAAAGUUGUUCAAGCUGUUCCUAGA